GAAGGGAUUAAAUGAAGGGACAGAUCGCUCCCGUCGUCUCGCAAGGCGACGGUGACGGCUCGUGCUCCCAUGCUUUAUCGUCGGUAAAAUCGCCGUUGUACGAUGCGGCUGCGACUCAUCGACAAGCGAAGGUGAUUUGGUGUGGCUGGGUGUUUUGGCGCGAUUUUUUUCCUCACCACACGGGGAGGAAGGCAUCCGCGGCGCCGUCAUUUGUGCUGGAUGCGGCGGGGAUGCAGGAACUUCUAGAUGCGGCGGCGGCGCGGAAGCAGACUGGCGAUGCAGCACCGUCGGUGGCUAAGAGGACCGGCAUGGGGAAGGCGGCAGCAGCAGGGUCGACACGCUUGCAACGUGCUAUGGAGGCGGACUUUCAAGGAGCAGGCACAGCGGAGGGCCGCCAGCGGCCAGGCACAGCUUUGGGAUUGAAGCGGAAGGUGGCCGCCAUGGCAGCUGCUCCAUCCGUGGUGGCUCCACCUGUUCAUGAUUUCACGACCUUCUGUAGCACAGCUUCAUCCAUCGCUGGGAGCCAAGCCUUCAGCAGCAUCCCAAACUUCACGAGUGGACAUGCAAUUUCUUCACCGACAACUCCUCCAUGGGUACGAAGUGAAGCAACGGAUCCAGCAGCCUGGUACGUAGCAAGGCAAGUAGCAGCUUCCUCCUUGGUUGUGUUCUCCAUAUCGUACGCGAUCUGAGCUUAUCUCCUUGCCAAGUAGCAUGUGCACACCCUAGAAGUGAUACUCCCCUUUGGUUACCACCUGUUCGAUGAAAAUCCCACAUGCAAAAAAUGGCAUUAGAUUCUAAAAAAGAAGGAAAGUCAAGGGAAAGUGCAAUAGAUGUUGAACAACUUGAAAAAUAUAGCCAAAUCCAGUCUGAAGUUCAUGCAAACCGCUUACAAGUAUUAGAGGUACAACAGAAACUAUCAUCUGAGAAGCUUGAAACAUCAAGGCUCAACCAUCUUGCAGCUCUUGAGAGCAAAGACGCUAAGAUGUUGGAGGCAUACAAUUCUCUCCUCUUAAAAGACACAGGAGGGUACUCUGCUGAAGAGAAAGAUGAACAUUUGGCUGCACUUAUAUGUUUGAGGAAGCGUCUUUUUCCAGAAGAUUAAGCUGAGCAAGUAGAUGAUUGAGGAAGCGUCUUUUUCUUAAACAUGCAGCAAAAUAGCUACAAAGAUUCAAUGUAUACUUGAUCAAUAUUGAUCAAUAAAAGGCUUUUUAUGAAUUAAAUAGUACAUAGACAGUCUUACAGACAUAGCAUUGUAUGAGCUGUCUUUUUUACUGUCUGUGUGCGACCUUCAAUACACUUAGAGAUCGUCUAUACCAU
Zea mays is the source of this 1317-nucleotide messenger RNA. RefSeq lists its product as uncharacterized. The transcript is spliced from 2 exons. The record is from RefSeq and is a predicted model, not a curated record. Bases 12 to 689 code for a protein of 225 amino acids. Lineage: Eukaryota; Viridiplantae; Streptophyta; Magnoliopsida; Poales; Poaceae.